AUGUCGCACCACUGCCACGACGAACACGACGACCACCACCACCACCAUGUGGGCGGGGCAGAGCACGACCACUCUGACGACAUCACGCCCGCCGUGCAGUUCUCGCUGUACCAGCAAAUCAACUUUGACGAGAUCACCACGCUGAACGAGCAGGUGCACGGCUCCGGCAAGGCCAUCCUCAAGAAGACGUGGGCGGAGAGAUUGGAGACGGAGCCCGAGGUGGUGAGCGAUGCUGAUGAACAGCUGAUUAUUAACGUUCCUUUCACAGCCCAAAUAAAACUCCACUCCAUCCUCCUGCGCACCUCCCCCUCCCCUUCGGCCCCGCGAACCCUCCGCCUGCUCGCCAACGCCGACAUCCACGAUUUCUCCCAAGCCGAAGACUCCGCCGCAACCCAAGAGUUCGAGCUUUCCCAGACCUCGGAGAUCCAGGAAUUGCCCGUCAAGCGAGCGCGGUUCAACGCCGUCCAACGGUUGUGCCUGUUCUUCCCGGAUAAUUUUUCCCAGGGAGAAGAAGACGAGACGAGGAUUAGUUAUGUCGGGUUCAAGGGGGAGUGGAUGACAAGGGGACAGGCGCCAAAGAAUAUCGUUUAUGAGGCAGCGGCUAGGCCGACGGAUCACGCUGUGAAGGGAACGGAUGUUAGGGGGGUUGGACGUACUAAUCAGGGACAGUGA
Sordaria macrospora k-hell is the source of this 672-nucleotide messenger RNA. RefSeq lists its product as uncharacterized. Gene Ontology annotation, cellular component: nucleus. The record is from RefSeq and is a predicted model, not a curated record. NCBI's taxonomy places the organism in Eukaryota, Fungi, Ascomycota, Sordariomycetes, Sordariales, Sordariaceae.